UUGCCUCACACGAACCGCCGAAAUUAUAGUUAGUGGCCCCCUGCGGGUGUCCCGAGAUACGCCUGCGACUACCAAAACACGCCUGGUCCGGGACUGUCGGGUCCAAAGUGAUUCCUCGCGUCUCGAGAGGAUUCCGGUUGGUUGUUCCUCGGAGGAAACCAUCGCGCGUGGCGGGACUCCUCGGUGUUGUACAGUUUGACACUUUGAACCGCGAAGAUGAUCCCUAAGUAAGCGACAGUCGUGCCGAUGACGAUCGCGAGCACGCAGGAUUUCUUUCGAGUUUUGCCGUUUCGUGGAUCACAGUGGUUUCGCGAUAACCGACCGGAGUGGUUCUGUUCGCGGGAUCGUGUGGUGGUGAUGAAAGUGUCGAUGAUAGUCCGUCGGUCGCGAUGGUGAACACGAUUGGCCAGUGAGUGGUGUCUUCGAUGGGAUUCUUUGCGCGCUGGUAUUGGAUGAAAACGUUGAACUCUCGCGAAGGAAACGGUCGCGUGGACGAGGCAGUCAUCGAAGAAUCUCAGAGUGAUUUUUCCAAGAAAUUUUUCAAAAUCUUCCGAAGGGGUCCCCGUUUCCACCGACUCAUCUCUGAUCGAGCUAGCGUGGAAACUAACGCGAUUUACGAGUAGAUUCAGGACAUCGCACUUCGCGGCUGGUACAGUUGUCUCUCUCGACGAGUACUUAGAAAAAGAAGCUCGCGUAGGUAGAAUUUCGGGAUCGUAGAAAACUUCGUUUUCUUCGUGGAUCAAAGAGAAACAUUCUCGUCCAAUUCUAACUACAUAGAAGACGGAAGAGAGAGACUCUUAAUGAGAAAUAAUUCAAUGUCUCCGAGAAAUCGUCGCCCUCGCAAUCUGGAAACACCACGGGUGGACAAGCUGUAGAGAUAUCGAAUCGAGACAGUUGUGAAUCUAUAAGGACAAUUAAACGCAACCGUGUGACCGGCACCCUCCUCCAGCGUCGGCUGGCAUCAUGUCAGACCGAGCAGACUGACCCACGGCGCCGUAGAUUCACUAACGAUACUCCAGAGGUCGAAGUUCAGCCCUUGAACCGAAUGGAUGGAUGUAUCAUCCGGCGUUCUGACUGCCUAUGGAUAUAUUCGGCCGUUGCAACGGCGACGGUGGCGGAAGUACGGUAUCCGGAAGCGGCGCUGGCUCGGUGAGGGGGUCCAGUAACGAGUCCAGUUGUGGAACGGCCAAUUCUGUCAGCAAGAACGGUGGAUCCAGCGGUAGGAUGCAGUUGACAGGAGCCUCGGCUCCUGGCACUGCCGCCUCGCCGGAGUCGGGUGUUUCUCCCUUGACCGACGCCUACACGAAGAUGACCAACGACAUCCUGGCGGAGCGAACUUUAGGCGACUUCGUCAGCGAACAUCCUGGAGAACUCGUUCGAACAGGAUCGCCCUACCUUGUCUGUAGCGUCCUACCAGCCCAUUGGAGGGCCAACAAGACCCUUCCGGUAGGUUUUAGAGUCGUGGCCCUUGGCGAAGUCGGCGAUGGCACUUUGGUGACUGUUCGUGCUGGUAACGACGAGAACUGCUGUGCUGAGCUGAGGAACUCGACGGCCCUUAUGAAGAAUCAGGUGGCCAAGUUCAACGAUCUUAGGUUCAUCGGAAGAAGUGGCAGAGGGAAGAGCUUGACGUUGACGAUUACGGUGUCCACGACGCCACCGCAAGUCGCCACGUACACCAAGGCCAUCAAAGUGACCGUAGACGGGCCGCGGGAACCGCGAUCCAAGUCCAUGUUUUUUCUUCUAGGGCAGCAGCAGCAGUUCCAUCCGUACGCGUUCGCCUCCCAUAGGGGUGGUCCGUUUUUCGCUUCGCCCUUGGUGGAUCCCCUGCAACCCUUGCCGAAUCCUCUUCAGCCAUUACCGAAUCCGCUGCAGCCACGGGAUCCGUUGUCGUCGUUUCGACAUGCGAUGCCAGGCAACUGUCAAAACAUGUCGCAGUUCGGUCUGACUGCGAGCAAUUCAUGGGGAUACGGAAGCACGGCCGGUUACGCUGGUUAUCUUCCUGGUCCUUUGUCGUCGUGUGCUACACAGGCGUCGUUUCCACCCCCGCUGCCUCCUCCGCCACCGCCACCGCCGCCGUCAUCGUCGUUGGCGUCUUUCGCGGGUACCGCGUCCAUGAACACGCCGACGGCGCCGGAUUCGACAGCGGGCACUACCGUCGCUUCCGACACCGGCACGGGAACCACGGCACAGCAGGAUGCGUUCUCAGCGGUGUCUUCCCUGGUGCCUGACUCGACGACGACGAGCCCUACGGACCCGCUGGACCCACUGAGCAGCCUGUUGUCCGGUACGCCGAGCCAGAGGUACCAGGACUACGUCUCGCCCAAGUCCCUGUCCACGGACUCCAGCACCACCGAGAGCCCCGUGCACGAGGAACAAGCCUUCGGACAGAACUAUGGCAACUACUUCCCGACGCCCGGGGUGCUUCCCAGCAUCCUCUACUCUCAGCUGUACGGGAACCAAUUUCAAAACUCGGAGAGCCCGGAGCAGAGAGCGGUCGCGGACAGCUGUAGCGUCAGACAGGAAGAGGUCAGACCGUACAACAACGUCUGGAGGCCUUACUGAUACCAAGAGUCUGGUACAUCGAACCAGCCUCUCCUCUAGGGUGUCUCCUAGCUCGCCGAGAGAGAGAUAGGGACACCGUCGAUCGGCAAACUGUGAUUGGUGCGACGUGUUGGCUCGCCACCGAGCGAAACUAGCUACUAGUGGGCAUUAAAAACGAAAAAAAUAAAAAAAGAGUACAGGGACACGGUCCGGUGCGCGUUCGAUCGCGGAUCUAUUCGCGACGAUACGGUUCGAUCCCGAAUGGAUCCUUUUCGCUGGUUGUGUCUCAACGAAUCCUUUAGAGCGAGCUGAUUUCUAGUUAAGCGUGAGAACGGAUCCUGAGUGCAAUGCUGGUGUGAGUGGGGACGCGUGGCCUGGGUGAUGGUGACGACGAUGAUGAUGUAUAUAACACUGUACAUAGAUAGAGCAUUGUCGUUUCAUCGAGUCGUUCAUCACUGUCGACGAACUACGCGAGGUGCGACGAAUCGGGAACGGACGUUUCGAAGAUGGCUGGCCAAACUUCGGGACGAUGAAUCGGUCACUUUGGACACCGGAUAUUCGCCGAGCUAUGGCGAUUUUGCAGUUGGUAGACGCUAGAAUCGGUAGGCAUUACCGUUCUCAGUAUUUUCAGUAGACCACGUUGAAAUUCCUGUGCGUCGCGCGGAUUCGAGGAUCUCCGAAAUUCAUGGGUUGAUGGGUAUGGACACUGCCGACAGACAGAAUCCAAGGUAAAUUUCACAAUUAUUCACACAUAUUCUGACAAUCAUCGCUAAAGGGAGGUCGUCGCCACAAAAAUCAGCUACCAGUAGUUAGUCUGACAAAAAUUUGGAAGCUUUGUACUUUUAUGUAGUUUCUUAAGCUGAAUUUGAUGAUGUACAAAGAAAAAAUUUUUAAGCAAUUAAAAUUAAACCAAUUGAGACAGUCCAUACGCUCGUUUGUUUAUUAUUUUUUUAAGAAGCAUUUAAAAAGAAUAAACAUUUCUAAAGCUCCAUUUUAAACAAAGUUGUGCUCAUGUAUAUCACGCUGAAUACGUAAUUUGGGAGAAGACACGAUAAGUAGCUUAAUUUUUCGUAUACUAUUUUUUUAAUAAAAUUACAAUCUGAAGUAUGCAAUCGAAUUGAUUCACGAUAAUCGAAUUCACGUAGCGAAUAAAUUGUUAUUGUACAUAUAGUACUCCUAUCCCAAGUGUACAACCACAAAUAAAAUCCUACUCGUCUGUGCUAAUAUAUUCAAUACCGAGAACUGUAAUAUACCGAUUUUAGCGUCAAAUGUCGUAGUUUAUCGUUCGUUUAUACGAUUUUUAUGAACAGAAGUGUGUUAAAUAGUAGCAUACACAAGUUCACGCAUACUCGACGAAUAUUCUGUCAUUUUCCUCGAAAACGAAUUGUCGUAUGAAGAACUGUCGCUCUACAUUUACGAUUUGUGUUUUUCUAGAGAGAAAUUGCUACUCUUUUGGUUGCAAACCUUUACUUAACCCUUUCGUGUCCAUUAUGUUGUUUUCGGUGCAACGCUGUCCCAAAAAAUCUAUGUCGUUAUUAUUCUACAUAUGAGCUAUGAUUUUUCAAAGGUUAUUCUUUUAGCUUUAUGCAUCAGUUAUAUCAAUGUUUAGUGGAAGUUUUUAAUAGAAUUAUAAAAUAAUUGUGUUUAAAUAAUUUAAAUUAUAGUUUCGAUAAGAAGAAGUGCUUAUAAUAAAAUUCAUGGUUUUACACGUUCUUAACAAGCAGUUUUAUUACAGUUUCAGAACAAAAAGUUUAUUCUUGAUCAAUAAAAUGAAUAUAGCAAAAUGUGUAAAACACAUAUAACAUUAGAAUUCAGGAAUGUAGUGUCCAACGAUUCUCUAAUGUAAAGAUUGAAAUUGAUAAAUUUAGGGCGGUUGACAGUGGAAGUCUAUCUUGCAUAAACAUUGAAUGGUAAGAAUAAAGUUCCUAUCUACAUCUAAGACUAAUUAAUCGUUUCCUUUUCAAUUACCUUAUCAUUCCUAUUAUUUAUUUUAUUUCAAAGUCUGCAUUACUCUGUACAAAAUCCGUAUUGUAAAUAUUGAAAACAGCUAUUCGCGUCAUAUCGUUACAAUAAUAAUAUUGUUACAUAAAUUGGUUCUAACGACUAAACAAACGAAAUACAAGUAUACUUGUAAAUUAUUCUUAAGAAUUUAAGAAGCAACAUAAUUGUCAACCUCAAAACUUAUUCAAACUAAGAAUAAUCUGGAAAAUCUCGUAAAAGGAUGUAUCCACAUUAUUCUUAAUUUAACUAUAUGUUAUACAUUGUUUUAUUGUUAACCGUUUUGAAUUUAUAAAUCAACGAUGAACAUUUUUCCAUUUUUUAACUUAAUCACAAUGUAUUCCUCAAUUCUUAUGUUAAUAUGUACUUUACGCAAUUACUAUUACCACUUUUAACAUAAAAAUUAAUUCUUUUUUUUUUUUUUUUGAAGAUGCUAUCGAAAAUAAAACUGGAAGGGCGUUGCAUCAGAGCGAAUGAUUGUUAAACAAUUUUGUUGGAAAUCUCAUCGUAAUAUUUGCGACAAAAUAGACUGAUGCGUGGUAAAAGAAGAAUAAAUAAUGCUCGCUGUAUACGGGCACGAGGGGGUUAAUUACGGAGCAACACCCUUUGGCCAGCUGUCCAACAAACGCUUGGCGCGCCUUCUACCUUUCGAUUAUGUUUUCAUAGUAUAACGCGAUCGAUUCGAACUGCGGGCUCGUGCAAUAUCGCGGCGUGGUUUACGUCGCGGUCCUAGUCGAACUCUCCGAGUUUCUUCGCCGGGGAACGACGGGAACUAACGUAAAUCGCGUCGCGACGAUAAGAGACGGAAAAUGGAAUCGAAUCUCGCGGAAGUUUGUUUGCGAUUCAACGAAGUAAAAUUCCGUCGUCGCGGCAGCGCGCAGCGCCGGGACGGUUUCACAUCGAAAUUCAUCAAACGAAAAACCGAAAAUCCGUUCGUACGCGUCGGCCACGAUUUAAUUCGUUAAUUUUUUUCUUGCCUCGCGCGCCGACGACGAACAUUCCCCCAAGAAUGAUUUCCGAUAUACAUAUCUACCGACCUAUUGUUAUCGUAGUUUUUGACCGAGUCGAAAUAAAAAAUGUAUUUC
Messenger RNA from Hylaeus volcanicus, 5624 nucleotides. Its product is annotated as runt-related transcription factor 1-like. The coding region runs from base 1081 to 2562 and encodes 493 amino acids. Gene Ontology annotation, molecular function: ATP binding; DNA-binding transcription factor activity, RNA polymerase II-specific; RNA polymerase II cis-regulatory region sequence-specific DNA binding. Gene Ontology annotation, biological process: regulation of DNA-templated transcription. The transcript has 7 exons. The record is from RefSeq and is a predicted model, not a curated record. Lineage: Eukaryota; Metazoa; Arthropoda; Insecta; Hymenoptera; Colletidae. Gene Ontology annotation, cellular component: nucleus.